AUGUCUACGGGAGAUGAUCUGCUCUUUUACAAGCGAGCCACUGAUGCCGUAGUUUCAACGACGCUAGGCAUAACGAGUGUGGAGCCCACUAUAAGAGAGCUUUUAAGGCGUAUCAAACAGGAGCCAGCUUGGGGGUCGGUACAGAGAUCAAAUGAAGUAGAGGUAGAACAGCGCUCAGUACCGACUACGGUCAGCACAGCGAGCUUACAUGUGACGCCGAUGCUAAGCGAUGUUUACAAGGCAAAACAAGAGGAAACCACCAUGUCACCGGUGAUAAGCGAAAAGAAUGCAGUGAAUAGCGGCGAUAGUGAUCGUUCUGUGAGAGUCAAGAGCGAGGGCAGUAGCACUAAAAGCCAUAAAGUCGUGAAGAAAACUAGCACCAAGCCCAAAGAUAAAAGCAAGAGCGAAGAAGACACUGUGUACCACUACUGCUCACAGUGCUCGCUCAAAUUCAACAGAUCUUCUGAUCUGCGGAGACACGAGAGAGCACAUUUACUGGUGCUACCUUAUAUAUGCACACAAUGUGGUAAAGGUUUUGCACGUAAAGACGCUCUCAAGCGACACUCAGGUACUAUGACUUGUAAGAGAAACAGAAGAAAACUAAUGGAGGCUGCUGGUCGGGAAGUUAGCGAACUCAUAAAUGAAGCCAUAAAAACGGGCAGAAGUCUGUGA
Messenger RNA from Nakaseomyces glabratus, 672 nucleotides. RefSeq names its product Met31p (gene MET31). Gene Ontology annotation, molecular function: DNA-binding transcription factor activity, RNA polymerase II-specific; RNA polymerase II cis-regulatory region sequence-specific DNA binding. Lineage: Eukaryota; Fungi; Ascomycota; Saccharomycetes; Saccharomycetales; Saccharomycetaceae. The record is from RefSeq and is a predicted model, not a curated record. Gene Ontology annotation, biological process: regulation of transcription by RNA polymerase II. Gene Ontology annotation, cellular component: nucleus.